This is a messenger RNA of Myotis davidii, 1830 nucleotides long. It is a transcript of the gene SLC26A6, whose product is annotated as solute carrier family 26 (anion exchanger), member 6. Gene Ontology annotation, molecular function: bicarbonate transmembrane transporter activity; oxalate transmembrane transporter activity; chloride transmembrane transporter activity. Gene Ontology annotation, biological process: transmembrane transport. Gene Ontology annotation, cellular component: membrane. NCBI's taxonomy places the organism in Eukaryota, Metazoa, Chordata, Mammalia, Chiroptera, Vespertilionidae. The annotation marks the transcript as partial. The record is from RefSeq and is a predicted model, not a curated record. The transcript is spliced from 10 exons.
UGGGGGACUUUGGCCCAGGAAGAGGCUUCCACCAGCCAAAGUUCAGGCUCUACCCCUGCCGCACGGGCGUGGGGCCAGCUGGAGGUUGGACCCACUGAGAUCUUGGGGCCUCGAGAAGUCAGAUGGGCGACGCUCUGGUCCUACGGGGCGGUGUGGGGGGUUGGGCCAGGGGUGCUCUCACUGUGUCUCUGGUCUCGCCACCUCAGACCGGGGGACACCCAGGUACUGCGGGCCACCACGGAGGCAAUGGAGCGGAGGAGGCGGGACUACCGUGUGGAGCGGCAGCUGCUGGACCAGGAGCAGUGGAGGAUGCGCGAGUGGCUCCUGGGCGACCUGCUGUCUGGCCUGAGUGUGGCCAUCAUGCAGCUGCCACAGGGCCUGGCCUACGCCCUGCUGGCUGGACUGCCCCCCGUGUAUGGCCUCUACAGCUCCUUCUACCCUGUCUUUAUCUACUUCCUGUUUGGCACUUCCCGGCACAUCUCGGUGGGUGAGUGGAGCCAGGCCCAGGCUGACAGGACGAUGCCCACAUCCUCCGCGGAGGGCAGGAUGAGGGAGGGCCGAGCGGGGCAGCUGGGAGACGGCCUGAGGGUUAUUCCCAGGCAGAAUGAGGCCUGUGAGCCAGGGCCGCAGGCACAGCCUGAGGUGUGGCCCUGGACCUCCCUCUCCAUCCCCAGCGAGGUUCCCCAUCCCCCGCAGCAGUGCCAGCCCCCCCUCCCCCCGACUCUGUCCCCGCAGCUCAUCGGGGCCACGGCCAUCUCCUACGGUGUGGGCCUCCAGCACAGGUUCGGGGUGGAUGUCGUGGGCAGCAUCCCGGCAGGGUCCUCUGCGCAUAGACCUGGUGACCCGCCCGCUCACCCUGACCCCCAGGUGGCCGGAGCUGUCUCCUCCCUCUUCAUCCUCAUCAUCAUCCUCAAACUUGGGGAACUCUUCCAAGACCUGCCCAAGGCGGUCCUGGCGGCCAUCAUCAUCGUGAACCUGAAGGGCAUGCUGCUGCAGUUCCGGGACGUCUGCUCCCUGCCCAGGCCCCUUGUUCCUCCUCGUCACCCCUCACGUACCCCCUGCUCGCCAUCUCUCCACAGGCCCCACUAUUCUGUCCUGGGGCAGAUUCCGGACACAGAUGUUUACAGAGACGUGGCCGAGUUCGCAGAGGCCAGGGAGGUCCCGGGUGUGAAGGUCUUCCGCUCCUCGGCCACUGUGUACUUUGCCAAUGCUGACCUGUACAGCGACGCGCUGAAGCAGAGGUGCGGCGUGGAUGUGGACCACCUCAUCUCCCGGAAGAAGAAGCUGCUCCGGAAGCAGGAGCUGAAGCUGAAGCGCCUGCGGAAAAAGGCCCAGAAACAGGCAGGGACCGCGACCAGCCCCAGCCCCCAGCCCGGCACCUGCCUGACCCCCUCUUCCCUGACCCCUGACCCCUUCGGGGUGCCCUCUCCUGUGUGUCCCCCAGUUCCCUCCUGUCUGCAUACAGGAGGCUCCCCAUGUCUGUGUCAUGUGUCCCCUGCACCCCGUGUGUGGGUGGUUCGUGCUUGUCCCAUACCUGCCCUGUGUCCCUGCAUGUCUGUGCGGAUCCCUCCCCCCUCCCCCGGGGGCAGCCUUGAAGGGUGUCUGGCUCCCCAGCAGGUGAGCACGGAGCAUGAACUAGCGGAGCCAGCGGCCAGCGGGCAGGAGGGCGCCCAGGCCCCAGACGGGUGCACACUGAAGAGCCUGGGCCUGCCCCCGCCGGCCUUCCACAGCCUCGUCCUGGACCUGGGCGCCCUCUCCUUCGUGGACACCGUGUGCAUCAAGAGCCUCAAGAACGUAAGGCCGGGCGCCCUUCGGGGCCCUGACCCCUGA